AUGCCCAUACUCUCAGAACGUGAGAAGAAGCUCGUCAACGGUCUCUUGAGAUUACCAUCGCAACACAAAUAUCGAUACACACCUCAUGCCGAGCGAGACCUACUCCAGCUGCUCUUCCGGUCCCUCGUCGGCGACGACGAUGAAUUAUUAAACCACCUUUUCCCCGAUGCCGCAUCUAAUGGAGUCUGGAAGCUGGCCGAAGUCCAAGGUGGUGCCCAAGAAGGAGCAGAAUACUCGGAUGCCGCGCGCGGAAAGCGCUGUGGCCACAUCUUUCGAGCCCACGAAGCCACUUAUCGUUGCCUGACUUGUGCAGCUGAUGAGACAUGUGUGCUAUGCAGUCGAUGCUUCGAUUCAUCUGAUCACAUGGAUCACCAUUAUCAGAUCACCAUGUCUUCUGCGCGCACACCGGGAUUUCCCCCUGAACUGAUGGCAUCUAUUCGUCUGACUAUCUCUCAUGCACUGGACUACUUCUGUGAUGUCAUAUCCUGUUCGCCAGAGCAGUUACGCCUACCGAAAACCGUCGAAGGUAUUAAGCAGGACGAGGAAACAUCGAGGUUGCGCCCCGACUGGUCGGAUUCGGGUGACAAAGUGGAAGAAGAGCCAGAAUUUGCAAUUUUGUUGUGGAACGACGAAAAACAUACUAUUGGUGAUGUAGCCCAUCAGGUUAGUCGUGCUUGUCGUGAACGGAAUAGCUUUGGCACCGCCCGAGCAAAUGAGACGAACGAUAUGGGAAGAAGUGUUAUCAAGCACGGAAGGGAUCUUCCACGACUGCUGGGAGUGUCGAAGAUCAUUGAAGAGAUCAAAGUUACUGUUACUGUUCGUUCUGCUCGUGACACUUUCCGAGAGCAAAUGUGCGGAACAAUAGUUGAAUGGCUCUCUGAUAUAGCUCGCUGCAGCAUUCUUGACGAUGUCGAGGUUUUCCGUCAAGUCAUUUGCGAAGAGCUCCUCGAUCCAUGGCGGAAAAGCAGUGGGGCUUCCAAUGCAGGAAUAGGUCUCAUGGGUAUCGAUGAUCAUCAGAGAACUGAGAGCGCUGGCCGUACUGUCCUGAUCGCCUUGCCCAACACUGGUGGAUGGACUAUUGCGGAAGAUGACGAUGAAGAUGAGGACGAUGAUGAAGACGACGACCUUAAUGAGCAGGACGAAGAGGAUGAAGAUGAUGUAGACUUUGUGGAAACCCAUGAUGCAGAUGAAGUGGACUUCGGAGAAACUAAUGACGAUGCAGAUGAUGAAGAUGACGAUAUGGAGCUUGAACUUGCUCGCCUGCAGGCUGAUUUAGAUGGAGAUGGAGAUGAAGAAAUGGACAUGGGCGUUGUUGACACUGGAAUUGACACCGAGCGUCUUUUGUUGCGUCAACGAGAGAUCUCUCCCGCUGCUGGCGAACAGCUUGAGCAAUUCGCUGAGGAGCAACAGCAACAGGAUGAGGAAAGUGUAAAUGAUCCUCACAGCUUUGUGUCUAUCCCGCGAACCCCUUCAGGCGUAGUCAGACCGAGACCUGCAAGAUCAGCAAACCACUGGCAAGUCCCGCCACAUAACCCAGUUGCGAAUCGAAAGAUCGCUCCUUGCGAAGAUUUGGGGAUUCGUACCCGUCUAGACUGGCUGAUUCUCUUUGAUUUGAGACUGUGGAAGAAGACUCGCACUGACCUGCGAGAUCUUUAUAUCAGCACAGUUGUCAAUGUUCCUCGGUUCAAGCGCAUCAUGGGGUUGCGGUUGUCUGGUUUAUACACAGCCCUCGCUCAACUCUACCUGAUUGCUGAUCGUGAACCGGAUCAUUCGAUCGUGAACCUCACGUUGCAACUUUUGACGACACCGACCAUAACAGAGGAGAUCGUUUCACGAGGAAACUUCCUCACUAAAGUCAUGUCAAUUCUCUACACUUUCCUCACGACAAGACAAGUUGGUGAGCCACGUAGUGUGAAUCCCAAUGCAAUUUUGUCUUUCGAUACUGGCUCUGUCACCAAUAGGAGACUUUAUCAUUUUUUCCUUGAUCUUCGAUAUCUCCUCCAGUCUGAGUAUGUCCAAGCCCGUGUACGUUCUGAGCCGCAGUACCUGCCUCAAUUUUUGGACCUUGUGAAGCUGUCACAGGGUAUCUGCCCGAAUGUGCGCGCAGUUGGUGAGCAUGUUGAAUAUGAAACAGAUGCUUGGAUAAGUGCGUCCAUCCUCAUGCGUGAGAUUAACCGGCUUUGCCGACAAUUCUGUGAAUCUUUCCGUAACCCAGAGAUGGACACAAAUCAAAAACUUCUACGAGCCAUCAAAACCACUGCAAUCACAACGAUUAUCCAUUCGGCGGGUAUGGAGCGAAAGCGUUUCGACCAUGCCGAGAUCAAGCAUGAGGUCUAUUUCAAGUCACUACAACCUUUCGAUUUUGAAAUAAGACACCCCGCACAGUUUGCAUCAGAUCCGAGCGUGAAAUUUCCUUGCCACAAAGUGGUAGAAUUUGUUGUCGACAGGGGAUCAAUAAGCUUCCACCAUGCCCUCCACUAUACCUUGUCAUGGCUCAUUGAGUGCGGGCGUAAUGUGAGCAGAGAGGUGAUGCGCAACGUUCUUUUUGAAGCUGCCAAGGUUGCUCGACGCUCAAUCACUAUUGAAGAUACCUCAAAUUACAAGGACGACUCUCUCACACCGGAAGAUCUACUCCUGGUAAUGUUUGACUACCCUCUGAGGGUUUGUGCAUGGCUUGCCCAAAUGAAAGCAGGCAUGUGGGUCCGUAAUGGCCUCAGUCUGCGCCAUCAGAUGUCACAGUAUCGUGGAGUGUCCUCCCGCGACUUUGCAUACUACAGAGACAUCUUCCUACUUCAAACGGCCCUGGUGACUUGUGAUCCUAGUCGUGUUCUAGCAUCCAUCGCUCAUCGCUUCGGAAUGGUGGAUUGGAUGUCUCGCUUUUACCAGUCAUAUUACGAAGACCAUCAGAUGGUGGAUGUUGCCGAGGAGUUUGUACAUUUGCUGGUUAUUUUGCUCACUGAUCGAUCAUCUUUGACCGCAAUUGAUGAUAGUUCGCAUCUGACUGUUGAAAAUAUCCGUCGUGACAUUGCUCAUGUUCUGUGUUUCAAGCCGCUUUCAUUUUCUGAUCUUUCAACUCGCUUGAGUGACAAAUUGCUCGAGUCUGAUACGUUCUUAGACACUCUGAAAGAAGUCGCCAACUUCCGUGCCCCUGAGGGCAUGAGCGACUCUGGAACUUUUGAGCUGAAACCCGAGUACCUCGAUCUCGUCGACCCAUACAGUGCACACUACACAAAGAAUCAGCGAGAUGAAGCGGAAAACGUCUACAAGGAGUGGAUGGCCAAGAAAACCGGCAAGAAAGCGUCGGAUAUUGUCUUCGAGCCGAGCCUUCGAACGAUCAAGUCCGGUGUCUUCUCUGAUCUUCCUCGAUUUACCGCAACGCCAAUCUUUGCUCAGCUCGUCCACCAGUGCUUGGAAUAUACCGCUUGCUUCAAAGAUUACAAUCCAUCACUCCCCCACACUCGUGUGGAGACAUUUUUGCAAGUUAUUAUACAUCUCAUCCUUGCUGCGGUAUUGGAAGACAAUUCCCAUGACAGUGACAUAGAACAGGAAGAACAAGACUCCUUCAACCUCAACGCACUUUCCAAACAUAGGCAGACUAAAGCUGGAGAUCUAACUAUUGUUGGUCUCUUAGAGAGAAUCUCGGCCACGCCCGAGUAUGCUUCAUGUGGCCCCAAGAUUCGCCACAUUCUCAAGCGACUUUGGCAGAAGCGCCCUCGAACAUUCACUAUGGAGACAGCCUCUCUCAGAUUUCCAUUUGAUCGCAUAGAUACAAACUCGCCUGCCAUUGAUUUGGACAAUGAGAAAGAACUCAAGAAGAAGCAGGCAUUAGAGAGACAAGCGAAAGUCAUGGCCCAGUUCCAGCAACAACAACAAAACUUCAUGAACACCCAAGGGGAUAUUGAUUGGGGCGAGGAGGAAGUCAGUGACUCCCAAGAGGUACCUACAGAAGCCCCCGAGACAAAAUCUUGGAAAUAUCCCGGUGGAACCUGUAUCUUGUGUCAAGAGGAGACUAAUGAUUCUCGACUCUAUGGUACCUUUGCUCUGAUCCAAGACAGCACUAUUCUGAGACAGACAGAUGUCAGAGAUCCUGAUCGCAUUCGGGAAGUCCUCAAGACACCCACAAGCUUAGACAGAUCUGCUGACUCUUUGCGUCCAUUUGGUGUGUCGGGAGAGAACAGAAACACCAUUCGCCGACUUGACUCCUCGGGUGGUGAAGUGAUUAGUGAGAAGGUCGGUCUGAGCAAAGGUUUCAACUCAAAGAGCACAUUGCGUGGGCCUGUCACGACCGGCUGUGGUCACAUCAUGCACUAUGGCUGCUUUGAGCUCUAUUAUACGGCAACACAGAGACGACAUAGCCAACAGAUUGCUCGUAACCAUCCCGAGAACAUACAGCAGAAAGAAUUUGUCUGUCCUUUGUGUAAGGCGCUUGGCAAUGCUUUCUUGCCCAUUACUUGGAAGGGAAAGGAUGAAUCCUACCCUGGUGCGCUGGCCACAACGUCUUCCUUUGAAGAUCUGAUGGAAACAGGGCUUAAGAAUAAGCUGAGCAAAUCUCAGAACUUCUCUCUUCUCAUCGAAAAGGGUAAAUUCCAAAACCUCUAUUCUGACAUGUUCGUCGAAUACCUCACCAACAGUUUGGUACCUCCGCUUGCCUCUAAGGUUCAUGAACUUUUGCCUUCCUCAUUACCACGACAGACCGGAUCGACAAGAUCGCAUAUAAUACCGACACUGCGGAUAAACAUGCCGAUGAGCCACCCCAUUAUGGAUGAAACGUCACCAUCUAGUCCACUGGCCGGCCCAUCUGAUAAUGCCAUGACAGAGCUUCUUGUGAGCUACAAGAGAUUGAAGAAAACAAUGGAGGUGAAUCACAUAAAUUCAAUCUUCAGUUCUGGCCCUGAUAUUAGCUUGGGUGUCGACGACCUUGGAUAUAUGGAUUCUUUGUUCCGAAGCUUUGGACUCAGUGUCUCGGUUGCGGAGAUUGCUCAGCGCGGAGUUGAAUCUGUGCCUGGGUUCACUUUGUUGGAUACGAUUCCGUCACUGACUUUAACGAAUUUACGUGUUCUGGCCGAGACGGCGUUGACCUAUGCAGCCGUUGGAUGCAUUUGGGGGGAACCUAUCCUGAAUCGUCCUUCACGUGAAUUCCAGGAGAUUCACAGGCAGAAAAUUGGCCAGCUACUUGUUGGCCACCCGUGUUUGGUCGACACGCCGCUGUUGAAUGAUAUCCGAAAUAUCGAGCCUCUACUCGCUAUUGACACAUUUGUUUUCCUUGCCGAAUCCUCGAUUUCCUUGAUUCCAGUUCUAAAAAUCGAUAUGCGCCAUCUUAUCCAGAUGUGCUACGUUGCUGAAAUCGUCAAAGUCGCUGUCACGUUUAUUCUUUGGCCGUUAGGACUGAAAGAGGAGGUCUCUGAGCAGAAGAUGGACACGAUGGACCUCGAUGUUUCCGACACUCAAUAUAGUGUGACAAAACAUUUCUUCGAUACCAUUGUCACUGAGCUUAAGUCAAACUCGGUUGGACGUGCCGAGGGUUCCUCCUGGCCUGCUGCGAGUGGCUAUGUGAAGGAUAGAGAGGAGCCAGCGACCCCGGGAGUGAUUCUUGCUCUGCGUCGCCUAAUUUCUAGUUAUGCCCUCACCUUUUUGCGCAAGAGCGUUAUUCUCCUUCAUGUGCAGCAUGGUGUUGACUUCCCUAAUACUGGUUUCGCUGAUGCCGCUGCACCUGAGCUCGACAGACUUACCAAGGUACUACAGCUGCCUGCGCUGGAUGAAAUACUUAUUUCCAUCAAUCCUGCAGCCAAAAGUGGCGACACUUUCGAUACCAUCAUCUCGGGAUGGAUCUUCCACUGGAACGCAUCACGAUCAGGUAUUCGGUUCGAGGAUCACCGUCUUUGGCCAAGCCUUUCCCAUCCUGCUAUUUUCGAGCUUGUCGGUCUUCCCAAGUUUUUCGACACUCUAAUUGAAGAAUCAAACCGACGUCGCUGUCCCAAUUCCAAGAAGGAGCUCAGCGAUGCUAGUAUCUGUCUGUUCUGUGGUGAUAUAUUCUGCUCCCAAGCUGUGUGUUGUAUGCGCAAUAAGAUAGGCGGCUGCAACCAACACGUUCAAAAGUGCGGCAAGAACAUUGGUCUGUUCAUUAACAUCCGCAAGUGCACUGUGUUGUAUCUGUACAACAACAACGGCUCCUGGCAUUUCGCUCCCUACCUUGACCGACACGGAGAAGUAGACCCCGGCCUGCGACGCAACCGUCAACUCAUCUUAAACCAGAAGCGUUAUGACAAGCUUUUGCGUGACGUAUGGCUAUCACACUCUGUUCCUGCAACAAUCAGCCGUAAACUCGAGUCGGAGAUAAAUCAUGGAGGAUGGGAAUCAAUCUAA
This is a messenger RNA of Penicillium taxi, 6363 nucleotides long. Its product is annotated as putative ubiquitin-protein ligase E3 component (UBR1). The coding region runs from base 1 to 6363 and encodes 2120 amino acids. Gene Ontology annotation, molecular function: zinc ion binding; ubiquitin protein ligase activity. The record is from RefSeq and is a predicted model, not a curated record. The transcript is spliced from 3 exons. NCBI's taxonomy places the organism in Eukaryota, Fungi, Ascomycota, Eurotiomycetes, Eurotiales, Aspergillaceae. Gene Ontology annotation, biological process: protein ubiquitination; ubiquitin-dependent protein catabolic process via the N-end rule pathway. Gene Ontology annotation, cellular component: cytoplasm; ubiquitin ligase complex.